CUGUUCCCAUGCUGAGCCGGGGUGGUUGCCGGGCCCUCCUCCCGGCGGUGCUCUCCGUAGUGCUCCGGAAACAGCCGAGUGGGUUCGCCAGGCGGUCCUCGGUCUCUGAGGUUCUAUGUCGCAGAAUGAGCCCGACUCUGCCAAAGACCUCAGGGCUCUACACGAUAAUGGCAGACCCUUGGCAGGAGUGCAUGGAUUAUGCAGUGAUCCUCGCAAGACAAGCUGGAGAGAUGAUUCGUGAAGCUCUAAAGAAUAAGAUGGAUGUCAUGAUUAAAAGUUCUCCAGCCGACUUGGUAACAGUUACUGACCAAAAAGUUGAAAAAAUGCUUAUGUCUUCUAUAAAGGAAAAGUACCCAUAUCACAGUUUCAUUGGUGAAGAAUCUGUGGCAGCCGGGGAAAAGACAGUCUUCACAGAGCAGCCCACGUGGAUCAUUGAUCCCAUUGACGGGACGACCAACUUUGUGCACCGGUUUCCCUUUGUAGCUGUUUCGAUUGGCUUCGUCGUAAAUAAAGAGAUGGAGUUUGGAGUUGUGUACAGCUGUGUGGAAGAUAAGAUGUACACCGGCAGGAAAGGAAAAGGCGCCUUUUGUAACGGUCAGAAGCUUCGGGUCUCGAAGCAGGAAGACAUUACCAAAUCACUCUUGGUGACCGAGCUGGGCUCGUCCAGAAAGCCAGAGACUUUGCGGAUUGUUCUCUCCAACAUGGAAAGGCUUUGCUCCAUUCCCAUCCAUGGAAUCCGGAGUGUUGGAACAGCGGCUGUUAAUAUGUGCCUUGUGGCAACGGGAGGAGCGGAUGCCUAUUACGAGAUGGGGAUCCACUGCUGGGACAUGGCUGGAGCUGGCAUCAUCGUCAUAGAGGCUGGCGGAGUACUGCUGGAUGUGACAGGCGGACCAUUCGAUUUGAUGUCCCGGAGAAUAAUUGCCGCAAGUAAUUUAGCAUUAGCAGAAAGAAUAGCCAAAGAACUUGAGAUAAUACCUUUACAACGAGACGACGAAAGUUAGGCACGCAGAACAGCGUCCAGCUCCGUCACACCUGCUCUCCCUGGGAUGUUUAAGAUGUAUGAUGUCACUGAUUUAAAUUUAACUUUGCAGUCCUGAUUUUUAAGCGGGAACUUUUUUUUACAGAUGACAUGUUCAAAAGUAGAUGGAAUAUUUGAUUAUUGAAAGAAAAUUUGCAUGUAAUAAUAUCCUUGGGGAAAAUAUACAGGAAGUAUAAUUAAUGAACUAGCCAUUGAAAUAGUCCCCAGCCCAUAUGAUCCUCUUCAACUUAAUAUACUAUUUAUAUGCACAGUUCUUAACGAGAAAGUUUUCUUUUUUGUAAGCAGUUUUCUCUUUGUUCCAAAAGCCAUAUUUGAUUAAGGCUGUAAGGCUGUAGCCAGCAGGCUCUCCCUGUGCAGAGGGCCUUCGUGUUUUAUUAAUCACUGUAAUACAGCACCUGGUGCAGAGCCAGUCAGACAGUAGGCGAUCUCCAAUCGACACCUCACACUGAGUGCUUGAAGCUGCAAUUCCUGCUUCUAAUGUGUCAGAAUAAGAUAACCAUUGUACUGUCGCUUCCUGUUUUGAAGUAAAAGUUUCCUCACUGUCCUUUUACAUUUCAUAUUGCUGUGCCAUUUCAUAGGGCCACCCUGUCAGAGGCCAUUGCUUCUAGUUGGCAUUUCUGCAGUUAGUAUACUGCUGUGUGUUGUAGGUUCUGUUCGGAGCCCCCAUGCUAGAGAGAAAUUUCCACAGACGUCUUCCAUGUACCUGGUGCAGUUAGUGGCAGUGUGACGUUUUACGAAAUGCAGUAUUCACAUUCAGAUCCAUACCGUGGUGUUGGCUGGGCUGACCUGUGUGUUGUGGCGUUCAUGGUGAACUUUUUGAUUUCUUUCAAAACUUGCUGAAUUUCACCACUGCUCUCUCUGGAUAUUCUAUAAGGUCUUGGGCCUCUCAAACACAAGAAAAUGCAAUGACUCCCAUUCCUUCUCAAAGGAUUAAUUCAUUGUCCAGCCUUGGCACCUGGCAUAGGAGCAGACUUUGUUCUUAGUAUGUUUGAACCUUGCGUUGGAUAAAAUGAGGUGUUCUUGUAAAGUUCCAAGGCAGUUAUUACCUUGUUGUUGGACGAUUUGAUAUAUUAAAUCUAUAUGAUACUCUGAUUUGGACCGUGCAAUUACUGUAUUUAUGCUGCUAAUUACAUGCAUUUAAAACAUCAUGAACCAUGUAAAUCCUAUUACAAGACAGGUUGCUUUUGCAAUUAAAUUUAUUUACUUACAAAUAA
Molecule: messenger RNA, 2253 nt
Organism: Rattus rattus (black rat)
Lineage: Eukaryota; Metazoa; Chordata; Mammalia; Rodentia; Muridae
Gene: Impa1
Product: inositol monophosphatase 1
Exons: 9
Coding region: 9-1001 (330 amino acids)
Biological process (GO): phosphatidylinositol phosphate biosynthetic process; inositol metabolic process; signal transduction
Molecular function (GO): inositol monophosphate 1-phosphatase activity
Source: RefSeq, a predicted model, not a curated record